Messenger RNA from Serendipita indica DSM 11827, 2337 nucleotides. The record is from the annotation of a GenBank genome assembly. NCBI's taxonomy places the organism in Eukaryota, Fungi, Basidiomycota, Agaricomycetes, Sebacinales, Serendipitaceae.
AUGGCGCCUGUAAGAAACAAGACGAGUACAUCGUCCGACGACGACGACAAGGUCAUGCUCGAUGGCCACAAGGACGACAAGCCAAAGCGCAAGCGUCAAAGCCAGAGCUGCGAUGCCUGCCGCUCCCGCAAGGUUCGCUGUGCACGCGAUAACCCAGAUGAUCAGACGACGCGCUGCAAGCACUGUAUCUCCCUAGGAGUCCCCUGCACGUACGACUAUCAGCCCAAGAAGCGUGGUCCUCCAAAUCUUUAUCUGCGUCGCCUCCAAGAGGCUGCUGCCCAAGCCCAGCGUGAUGCCGCUGUUGCUGCUGCUAAUGGCGGUCUCAUGGAUGCAUCUGUGCCCCCCAUGUCUGCUGGAGGUGUUCCAAACACGCCUGCAUCAGCCCUCGGUGGCCAUCAUGGUGUCUCGCCUUUGUCACCGCACUCGUCGAUACACGUCCCACUCCUCUCGCACAAUCCUCACUCCCAUGCCGCUGCAAUGCGUCGCAGCCCGCCCUCGCUCCCAAAUCUGACGACCCCCGUCACUCCGGUACCCGCAUCGUAUCUAUCCGAUCCGCAUGUGCCCGCUGCCAUUCCACCCUCUCGAUAUCCUAUUGCAGCAGACACGUACACCGGCAAUGCGUCCACGACUCCGGCGCCCACGAGUGCAUUGUACAAUCAUCACAAUCCAUUCGAUCGCCCGUCUACCGCGGACACCACUUCAACCACCGGCCCACCUCCUUCAACAAUUGCGCCGCCCUCUCUCGAGAGCCCGUUCACAAGCUCUUUUAGUGCAAGUGCAAACGGCCCCAACCAGAGCUGGAUGUCCCCUCCUGGUGUGAUUCAAUACCCAUUCAAACCAUAUCAGCCUCCUCCACCGACGUACCUUCCUCCUCUCAAUUACUAUUAUCGACCACACCGGCUCGAGGACAUUGCUCCCCGCGAGAUGCUCCUCCAGAUCAUUCAACUCUUCUUUGACUUUGUCUACCCGCUCACCCCAUGCGUCCAUCGGCCCUCGUUCAUGGCCGACUUGAGCUCGAGACGCGAAGAACGAGACCCACUCUUCUUUGCUCUUGUCAUGAGCACGAUCGCCAGCACGCUUGUUCAGGUCCCGAGGAGCUAUCUCCCCAUUGUCGAAAGGAAGCAGGUUCGAAGACUAGCCCAGCUUUGCCAUGAGGCAAGCAGGCAUGUCACGGUCGCCGCCUACGACCCUCCGACGAGCACUCAUGUAGUCGUUCGAUACUUCGACACUGUCUAUCACUUUUGCGAGGGUCACGACGCGACGUCGCAUGCCUCGUUUGGUGAGGCUGCCCACAUUGCUGUCACCCUGCAUAUGCACGAAGAAGCUUCGUAUGAAGGCCUGGAUCCUAUCGAGACCGAGGUCCGACGACGUGUCUUCUGGCUCCUCUUUGGAGCCGACAAAUCGAUGUCCAUCCUCCUGGGCCGCCCCAUCUGUCUUCGUGAUGAAGACUGCACAUUGCACUUCCCCAAGGAAGUUGAUGAUGAAUACAUUACUGCAACGACCAUUCACCCUCAACCCCAGGGCAAGACGGCCAUCGUCUCGGGGCUCAAUUACAUCACCCGCAUCUUUGCUCUCCUCGGCGAGAUUCUCGUUCGCAUUCGUGUCGACAAGCGUUCCCCACCGCAAGGACCGUUUGCCACUGCCCGUCUCGAAGAGGUGCGCUCACUUCAUGCGCGCAUCCUCGGCGCACUUGCGCACGCUCCUGCGCCUCUCCGACUCAAGAGCCUCGGCCAGCUCAGCACUGCAAACGGUGUUGCUGUUCCCGGCCAAGGCGCGGCGGCUGGCGUCCCGGGCACCGUGCACACUCCCGUCGCGGGUGACUGGCCCAAUGGUGCCGGUUUCCGUCAGGCGACGUUUGCAGAGGUCAGAGACUUUUUCGACGGUACCAAGGCGUCGCGAGCGAAUGCCCCCAACCCGUUCUUGGUCAUGCAGGCCAACCUGUACGUGACUCAGCAAUUGGUUCGAUUCGUGAUUGAGCAGUAUCGCGACGAGCUCAUGAUUUCGAUGCAAGCCGCGACGGGAGAGGAGAUUGAGCUGUCAUCCCAAGAAGACCGCGAGGCCGUCGCGAGCGACCUCCUCACCGUCUUGCACUCGAUUCCGAUCCAGUCUAUCGCGACCAAUGGACCCUCACUGGUACACAAAGUUCGCUUUGUGGCCUCGACGCUCCUCGACGCCGUACGCAAGGCAGAGACUGCACCUGUCUCAGCCGCACGAGCACACGCAUACCUCUGGGACUUCCUCUCGAUUCUCUCGGAGAUUGAGAGGAAUUACCUCCUAGACGACGAUGCAGACGGUGGAAGCAAUGGCGACGGUGUCCCGCUCCUGGGCAACGCAUGA